Molecule: messenger RNA, 2190 nt
Organism: Sebastes umbrosus (honeycomb rockfish)
Lineage: Eukaryota; Metazoa; Chordata; Actinopteri; Perciformes; Sebastidae
Product: cytosolic 5'-nucleotidase 1A-like
Exons: 6
Coding region: 138-1211 (357 amino acids)
Biological process (GO): nucleotide metabolic process; adenosine metabolic process
Cellular component (GO): cytoplasm; cytosol
Molecular function (GO): nucleotide binding; magnesium ion binding; 5'-nucleotidase activity
Source: RefSeq, a predicted model, not a curated record
UUGUAUGUGGGCGUGGUGGGCGUGGUGGGCCUGGUGGGGGUGGAGCCCACCAGGCUUUUUUCUUUUAACACAUUUCCGCAAAGUUUCCAAUCUGCUGCUGCUCCUUCAGCUGUUAGGACGUAGAAAACUUUAUAACAAUGAGUGAUAUCAAACCAAACGACUCAGCUCCAGCUGAAGAGGAGAAAGACUCGGCUGCAGCCAAAGCUUUCCCUGACAACCUCAAAACAAACAAACCCAGACCUCCCAAACCCCAGUAUGCUGUCACCGUAGCCGUUUCGUCUCGGACCCUGUUCAACCAGCGGGCAGAGAGGAAGAUCUACGAGGAAGAGGGAGUAGAGAAGUACGUGGCUUAUCAUGUGGAGCACGAAAACGAGCCUCUGAUGCCCGGAGCUUCUUUCCCCUUCGUCAAGGCGUUGAUGACUGUCAACGCUCGACUGAGGGAGCUCUACCCGGGCAGCAAGGAGCUGUUUGACAUCGUCUUAAUGACUAACAACCAUGCCCAAGUGGGAGUGCGCCUCAUAAACAGCAUUAAUCACUACGAGUUGACCAUAGACAGAUUCUGUAUGACCGGAGCGCAAAGUCCCAUACACUACCUGAAGGCCUACAUGACCAACCUGUACCUCUCCAAGGACUCAGAGAAAGUCACAGAGGCCAUAAAGGAAGGCAUCGCUGCAGCCACAGUGUUUUGCUCAGAGAAGGAGACCGACUUGAGCGACACUGAGCUGAGAGUGGCGUUUGAUGGCGACGGCGUCCUCUUCUCAGACGAGUCAGAGAUCAUCUUUAAGAAACACGGCCUGGACACUUUCUUGGAGCACGAGAAGAAGUGUGAGAACGAAGCUCUCCCUCCGGGUCCCUUAAAGGGUUUCCUGGAGGCUCUGGGGAAGCUCCAGAGAAAAUUCUACACCAAGAACCAGCGCAUAAACUGUCCCAUCCGAACCUUCCUGGUGACGGCCCGCGACGCACCCACCUCCGGGGCUCGCGUCCUGAAGACUCUCCGCACCUGGGGCCUGGAGAUCGACGAGGCGUUCUUCCUGGACGGCACUCCCAAAGGGCCGCUGCUGCAGAAAAUAAAGCCGCACAUCUACUUCGACGACCAGAUGUUCCACAUCGAGGGGGCCAAAGAAAUGGGAACCAUAUCUGGUCACGUCCCCUACGGGAUCGGACAGAAGCACCACAAGGGGAAACUCAUCGAGCAGCCCGAGAAAAAGUAACAACCUUAAACUGGUUAAAUUGUGAAACAUCCACUACGUUGUCCCCUGCAUAGGAAGAGAUUUCUCAUGAAUGCAAUAUUUUAUUUUGGAGCAAAAUGAUCGGUUAAAAGAAUAACAGCAAAUUCAGAGGAUUUAAGUAAAUAAUUGGUAAUGCCGUCUACAAAACGUCCUACUUUUUGGGGUUUUAUAAAAUAUUUCUACAGUUUCCAUUAGGAUGGGGUGUUAUUGAUGAGUGGGGGAAGCAAGAGUUACACUAGGUGCCACACACUGUUUCACUUAAUACUGUUCUGGAAGAGAAACACCUGGUUCAUUAACCUAUCGGGGCCUUUUAACCGUACUAUCUAUGCACCUGUUUACCUUUUGAGAGGGCUUUUUUUUCUCAUUUGCAUUUGGGUUUAUGUCAUUUUCUUUACACUUUUAUACAUCACCUGUUUAUUUUAUUUAUCUUAGAUAGGGAACAGGAAUCGCGGAGCAUUCUGGGGCACUUUGCCAUUUUUGGAGGGUAGCGUACGGAGCUGCGGUAGCUGUUCGAUUUGUCCCGUUUACAAACGGGUGUGUAUAUGACAUUAAGAUCUACAAGCCAAAUGCCAACUACACAACCAUCUGGACAAAGAUAAGCUAAUGUUAUGCUAACUGAAUACUAACAAAACGUCGGCUAAUACUGCAUAUUUAAUCUACCGGUAUCUUGCAAAAUGCAACCCGUAUUGUUAGCCAGCCUUUGUGUCUGACUGUGUUCUGUAUAUACUACAAUUCGGCUUUUGAAUCUUAUUCACAGUGCAGUGUUUUGUGUUAUCUUUUGACACUGUGCAGUAAACAGCCAGCGGAUGGACCUCUUAUGGUACGUGUCCACAGCCUCCGUCCUUUCCACGCUUCCCAUUCAUUGUCUAUGUCAGCAGCCGUGCAAUGCAUUCUGGUAGCAUGGUGCGCGCAAUUCGAGAGACGGGGCGUCUUGUUGGCCGCUCCUCAUUUGCAUAAAGUU